UAGCAAGCCUCGUAUCCCGGUGAGAGGCUUUGCCGACAUAUGUCUCUUCACUGAAUCCCCUUUAGUGCAUUACUGGAGUGCCGGGGCAUGUUUUUGGACUCUCUCUGUGUGUUUGUGUGUGUGUGUGUGUGUGUGUGAGUGUAGGAAUUAGAGGGGCAUGCUGAGAGUUUGGAUGCUCAGUCUGAACGCAGUUUAAUACUAUCACUUCUACCUCUGGGAAUUACUGUCUUGUCUGCAUGUGUGUGAGUGUGACUUGUAAAUCUUUUCCUUGGAGGAGUCAGUGAAGAGCUCUUGCUAAAAGAACAACUUUCCAAGGGUGUUUUCAGCAUUUUCUUUACCUUUGUCCUUAUCUGCUGGCUGGGAUGCUGCUAAGGGGGCUCAGGAGCCUAAGUGUCGGGCUCCUGUCGGCCUUCUUUUCUACUACCUUUGGUCUUUAUUUCCCUCCUCACGUGGAGCAGCUGCCGACCAUCACCGCUCAGACCUCGGGCUCUCUCAUUGCCUUGCCAUAUGAUGAGAACUUCCUGUUCAAGUGUGAAGCCAAAGGCAACCCAAGACCUACGUACCGCUGGACAAAAGAUGGGAUGGAUUUUGACCCACAUAAAGACUCUCGGCUCAUUAAAGAAGAAAGUAGUGGGACUUUUGUGAUACCAAACAAUAAAGAUACAGUGAAAUACCAGGGAAAGUACAGAUGUUAUGCCUCAAACAAGCUUGGAACUGCAAUAUCAGAGGAAUCAGAAUUUAUUGUACCUAUGGUUCCCAAGUUUCCCAAAGAGAAGACAGAGCCAGUGGUGGUCACAGAGGGUGAUUCAGUGAUUUUGGAGUGUAACCCACCACAAGGGAUUCCACCAUGGCAGCUGUACUGGAUGACCAAUGAUCUUCGUCACAUUGAGCAAAAUGAGAGGGUGUCCAUGGGCCUCAGUGGGAAUCUGUACUUCUCUAAUACACUGGUGUCAGACAGCCAUGAUGACUACUGCUGUUUUGCCUCCUUUUUCAAGAUACGCACAAUUGUUCAGAAACCCAGCAUGGUCCUGAGGGUCAAGCCAAUAAAUUCAACCCAAGGAGAUGAUGGCAUCAAGAGUGUUCAGGAGAGAAAGCCGAACAUGUUGGUUCCCUCCAGUCUUUCAACGACAUACCUAAAAAAGGGAGACGAGCUGGAGCUGGAGUGUAUCGCAGAAGGACUACCUACACCAGAGGUAGAAUGGAUCAAGAUGUCGGAUAAUUUACCGAAGCGCUCACAUAUCAAAAACUUUGGAAAGCUUCUGACUAUACCUGAUGUCACAGAACAGGAUGAAGGGAAAUACAUGUGCAAAGCCAAGAAUGCUCUUGGUGAAGCUGUGCAUCAUUUCAUUGUUGUUGUGGAAGAGCCGCCCAGCUGGCAGGAGGAGCCAGUGAAGAGUCAGUUAGCAGAAAUUGGAUCUGACAUCCACAUCAAGUGUUCUGCUACAGGAAAACCACAACCCACAAUCACCUGGAAGAGAAACGGCCAGCCCCUUGAUGAUUUCCCUUCUACCAAUCACCAAGUGCUUGAUGACAAAAUAAUCAUACUCCGAGCGGAGCAGAGAGACACUGCAGUGUACCAGUGUGAGGCCUCCAACAAACAUGGGACCCUACUUGCCAAUACUAACGUGCUUGUCAUGAAUCAUCCUCCUUUGAUUCUGACGCGGAAUUAUCUGGAGUACGCAACCAUGUUAGGCAAGAGUGUGAUGAUGGACUGCAAAGUCUUUAGCUCACCACCUGCCACCCUUAACUGGAGAAGAGAAGACCCAGAGGGCUCUGUAGAUGGAGAGAGAUAUUCUCUCCUGAAGAAUGGCUCCCUGCAGAUUCACAAAGUGGAGAUGGAAGAUAUGGGCCAGUACAAAUGUUUGGCAAACAACUCCGAGGGCACAGCCAGCAUCAUCACUGAACUUUUCAUUAAAGAUUCAACUAGGAUUGUAGAAGCUCCCCAAGACAUGAAGGUCAAAAGAGGAUCUAUGGUCGAGCUGGAGUGCCAGGUGGAGUGCGACCCCACCCUCAGACGAGAGCUGGAGAUCUUGUGGCUAAAAGAUGAGAUAAAUAUCCUCUCUAACUUCUCAGAAAGAUAUUUCGCAGAAGAUGGAAUUCUCCAGAUUGUCAAUGUGAGCAACAGUGAUCAAGGGAAUUACACCUGCAUUGUUCGAACAUCACUGGACCAAGAUACAGCUUCUGCUUACAUAACCGUGUUAGACGUCGCUGAUCCACCGGUUCAACUGACGCUCACUGAUCUGAAAGACCGCAGUGUGAGGGUCAACUGGGCAGCCGCCAGUGAUCAUAACAGUCCCAUAACAGAGUUCAUCAUCCAGUAUGAAGAGAACCACUGGGAACCAGGAAAGUGGAAGGAGCUUCUACGAGUGGCUAGCAGCCAGUUCUCAGCCCCCUUGACGCUCUACGGCCACAUUAACUACCGGUUCAGAGUCAUCGCUGUCAAUGCUAUAGGGAGAAGUCGUCCCAGCAUGCCCUCUGAAAGAUAUAAGACACCUCCUUGUGCUCCCGACAGGAACCCAGAAAACAUUAAGAUUGAGGGUCACCUGCCACAUCAGAUGGACAUCAGCUGGGAGCCGCUCUUGCCUGUGGAGCACAACGGUCCCGGUCUGGAAUACAAACUGAGCUACAGACUCCUGGGUGUCGAGGACAGUUGGAAAGAACAGAUGGUGAAGAGACACUCAUUUGUGGUGCGAGACACCCCAACGUUCGUCCCCUACGAGGUCAAGAUCCAGGCCUUCAACCACCAUGGGUGGGCACCAGAACCCCGAGUGGUGACUGGUUAUUCCGGGGAAGACCUGCCCUUGGCACCUCCCGAAGACGUAGCUGUUGAGGUGUUGAACUCUACACUACUGAGGGUCAGCUGGUCUCAAGUGCCUCAAACCGCCCUGAGGGGCCAUCUUGGAGGAUACACUGUGCACUGGUGGCAAACUCAAAGUCUGUUGCCCUCUAAGAGAAUUCCCUCAGAGAGACAGUCUCUCACCAUCCCUGGAAACAGGAGUCACACCAUGGUGCUGGGACUGAAGCCAUUCUCUGAAUAUAGCCUGACUGUCAAUGUCUUUAACCGGAGAGGGAAUGGGCCCAGCAGCAGUCCCAUCUCUUUCACAACUCCACAGGGAGUUCCUGAGAAACCACCCAUCCUGAGAGCCACAAACUUCCAGAAAGACUCAAUCACGUUGGUGUGGGCGCCUCCACACGAAGUUAACGGUUUUCUCACGGGAUACUUGCUGCAAUACCAGACAGUUAAUGAUACUCUGGGUGAGCUGAACUCUGUAAACAUCAGUGCACCAGAUACUACACAGUGGGUCUUGCGUGAUCUACAGGAAAAGAACUCGUAUAAGUUCUACCUGAGAGCAUGUACGCAAGUGGGCUGCGGAUCAGCCAUCAGUGAGGAAGGAAGCACCAUCCUUGAAGCAGUUACUAUGCCCGAACAUUCACUUCCUGAAGUUUCUACAGUCUCAGCUGAGACUUCGACAGAGAGCUUUACUAUACCCGAACAUUCACUUCCUGAAGUUUCUACAGUCUCAGCUGAGACUUCGACAGAGAGCUUUACUAUGCCUGAACAUUCACUUCCUGAAGUUUCUACAGUCUCAGCUGAGACUUCGACAGAGAGCUUUACUAUACCCGAACAUUCACUUCCUGAAGUUUCUACAGUCUCAGCUGAGACAUCGACAGAGAGCUUUACUAUACCUGAACAUUCACUUCCUGAAGUUUCUACAGUCUCAGCUGAGACAUCGACAGAGAGCUAUGAACUGUCAACAUCUGAAGUGACAUCAUCUGAGUUGAAGCAACCUUUCUCUUUCACCUCACCUAAUACAGACACUCCUUCUGUCAAUGCCACCUUUCCUACCUUAGUUGUUCUCAACAUAUCCACCUUCGUAAAUGAGACCUCUGCAAGAAUCAGCUGGAGAACCAGUGGAGAACGGUCUGAUUUACAGCUCUAUGUUGCAAUAAUGAAUCACCGUGAUGGUAUCUGGCAACUUUCAGAGGCUUUAAAUACAUCUAAAGGUUUCCACCUCAUUGAAGGGCUCAGCCCAGGAACUGUGUACACAGUCCGGCUGCAGGCUUCACGCAGGGUUGAUGUCCCUAGCAUUUUUGAAGAGGUUUUCAAGACUAGGAAAGCGUCUAGUAAACAAGCGGGGGGACCCCAGGAGUGGUUUGUGGGGAUGAUGUGCGCGGUGGCUUUACUAACUCUGCUUGUCCUCAUCGGCUGUUUUGUGCUGAAGAACAAAGGCGGCAAGUAUGCAGUGAAGGAAAAGGAGGAUUCUCCUGCUGAUCCGGAAUCUCACGGCAUGGGUGAAGAGACCCCCGGCGAGUACAGUGAUGAUGAGAAGCCGCUGAAGAGCAGCCAACGAUUGUUCAGAGACAUCAAAGAGGAUGACAGCAGUGAAGACUGCUCUAUGACAUCAGAGGACGAGGACUGCGAGUUCAACGAAGACGGGUCGUUCAUUGGCGAGUAUUCGGGAUGCAAGCGCAAGGAGUCAACGGAGGUGAACGGACACGCCCCUGUGACUUCCUAAUGCUGGUUCAAUCUUAUGAACUUUUAUACAGUUUUAACAGGGAAAAAAGAAAUGUUUGUUUGUAUGAUGUGCCUUGAAUGUGCCUAUGUUUUGUAAGAGUUUUGCACAAAUGGCCACUUCUUUACAGUAUUAAUAUGAAGGGUGAUGACAGGUUAUAGUUCAGCACAACAUGAAAAUUAUGCCAUUAUUUACAGUACUCAUCGCCAUGUUGUUUCAAACUCAAAUAAUGGCUUUCUGAGAUGUUUAGCAGAGUAUUCAAGAUGCUCUUUCCAUACAAAAAUUAAAAAGUAAAUAGGGCGGCAAAGCUCCAAACAUAUGACUCAUUAGCUAUGUUCAAAAAGCCUUUCAUAUGAUAUGAAAUUUAAGUCAUUACUUGCUGAUAAUCUGCUGCAAUUCUCAAAUCUCAAUCACAUUUGCACCAUAUUUGAAUAUGUGCAAAUGUGAAUGAGAUUUGAGAAUUGCAGCAGAUACCAUGGUGGUAUGGGUAGAUUUAAGGGUGGGUAUAUCUUAACCAACCCUUAAAUCUACCCAUACCACCAAAUCUGUCCUAACCUUACCCACCUCAAUAGCAGCACAAGUGUUUUACAAUACAACAUAAACACAGUAAGUAUAGAUUGUACAUAAUUAUUAUUUUUUAUAUAAAUACAUGGUAGUUACAUAAAAGAUACCUAAUAUAAAGUGUGACCUGAAACAUUAUUUGCAGGUUUGCCAAACAACAAAACAAACAGGUUCGUGCACCUUAGAAUUAAUGUGGAUUACACGUUUGCGGUCGGAUUAGGAAACGUUUUCACUUUUCCUGCUGAAGAAAAAUAAAUAAUUCAUGGCCUGUCACAAAACUGAUAUCUUGACAGCACAAUUUUCGGUUACAUGUUCGCUUGUGUGGGCAAUCACGUAACCUCUCUGCACGCCUCUCAGCAAGAUACUGACACAAUGAAACAAAACAAUUAUGUUCUGACUCUUCAGUAUAUCUACAAAAACAUAUUUCUGUUUAACCAUGUAUUUUAUUAAAACUGACAUUGGAGCUGCCAUGGGGAAAAUUCUUAGAUAAAGGUCAUCACUGAGUGGUUAGAUACUAUAUUUUUGUUUCGUUUUUGAUAAGUUUCGUUAUCAAUAACAUGCUAAGAUUGCUUUAUUAGCUUCUUGAAACUCUAAGGCUCAUGUAUGAUCAAGUCAGUAUACUUUUGGUGUCUUCAGCAAAUCUUUUACAUUUUUUUUAAAUUAUGUUUUGCCUCCAAAAUGAAAUGAUACGACAAGAAGGGUUUGUGGAUCAUCAGAAUCCAUGUUUCUAAUAAUAUAUCAUGUCCAGGCUGCAAUCCAACGUAAUGUCAAUCCAACUUUAAAUCCCACUAACAUAUUUAUUAUUAAUGAGAGAAAAAAGCCCUUUUGCUGAUAUAUGAGAUGAGAUUUUUUUUUCUAAUAUUUUUUCUUUUAUAUAUUAGUUGAGAGAUUCCACUGUAGAUUCUUGCACUGUACAUAUCUGUAGAUAAUGUUUUGUUUGUUUCUUUUUGUAUGUUUUUCUUUUUGCAUUUUUGUUUUUGUGCAUUUUAUUCUGCCUGAAAAUGUUGCUUAUACUAAAGACUCAGGAGUUUUUGUUAGAAUAUUCCUUGCAAAAAUGUUCAUCUUUAUGAUAUCUUCAGACCUGAGAAAUAUGUUUACCCCCACAUUUUCUAUAUUUUGUAUUCAUGCACAAUACUAUGAAAUGUUGACUAUCAAGACACAUUUUGUUACACUGAACCUAAAUGAUUUCUGGUUUCACCACAGAAACACAUAGGACAAUAAAAAUGACUAUUAAACAGUU
Ctenopharyngodon idella (grass carp) is the source of this 6315-nucleotide messenger RNA. RefSeq names its product cell adhesion molecule L1-like a (gene chl1a). The record is from RefSeq and is a predicted model, not a curated record. The transcript has 35 exons. Gene Ontology annotation, cellular component: plasma membrane; axon. Bases 363 to 4517 code for a protein of 1384 amino acids. Gene Ontology annotation, molecular function: cell-cell adhesion mediator activity. NCBI's taxonomy places the organism in Eukaryota, Metazoa, Chordata, Actinopteri, Cypriniformes, Xenocyprididae. Gene Ontology annotation, biological process: brain development; axon guidance; cell-cell adhesion.